UAACUCCUCAGGGAGCGCUCACACUUUCACACAAUUGGAACUAAAGAUUAGAACUUAAACUGGGACUUGCACGAAACUAAACCCGAGCUAGACCAGACCUAAACCAGAACCAGACCAAAUCAACUCUGCAUAGACAAACUAGUCCAAAACCAGAACCAAACCGGGAUCAAGCCAGGACACAUAACGCGGAAGUUGUGAGUCCGACACGGUGCAGGUAAAGGGUCAUUUUCCAACAUGGCAAUCGUAAGCGCACUGUCAAACUGGCUUCCUCGGGUCCUUCCAUUGUCUCUGUGCGUGUUUUUCUUUGCGUUUCUCGGAUAUUGUCUUUACAUCAAAUACCAGCAUCUCAAAUAUGACCACAUCCCUGGACCGCCACGAACCAGUUUUCUCUUGGGCCAUUCUCCAAUUUUGGUGGAGAUAAUGAAAAAGGAUGGAGUCGUUCAUGACAAGUUUCUAGAAUGGUCAGAGAUAUAUGGACCAGUGUACAGGAUCAAUAUACUACAUUAUGUGUUGCUUGGAGUGCACUGCCCAGAGGCUACAAAGGAGAUUCUCAUGUCCUCAAAAUACCCCAAAGAUAAAUUCCUCUACAAGCGUCUCUUCAGCCUUUUCGGUCAAAGGUUUUUGGGGAAUGGUCUGGUGACAGCGCGAGACCACGAGCAGUGGUACAAACAGAGACGCAUCAUGGACCCCGCCUUCAGCAGCCUAUAUCUGAGAGGUUUGACGAGCACCUUUAAUGAGAGAGCAGACAAACUGAUGGAGAAGCUUUCUGAAGAGGCAGAGAACAAAACUGUGGCCAACAUGCUCCAUCUGGUCAACUGCGUCGCACUGGACAUUAUCGCCAAGGUCGCGUUCGGAGUUGAUCUGGACCUGCUUAGGUACUCCUCACCGUUCCCCAGAGCCAUCGAGAUGUGUCUCCAAGGAAUGUGUCACUAUGUCCGAGAUGCAACCUUCGAGUUCAGACCUCAGAACUGGUCGUACAUUAGUGAAGUGAGGAAAGCCUGUGAUCUGCUGCGUUCCACUGGAGCUCAGUGGAUCAAUGAGAGGAAGACGGCCAUGCAAAACGGAGAGGAGGUGCCCAAAGACAUUCUCACACAGAUCAUCAAAUCAGCCGGACAAGAGGAAAGCAUGACCAAGGAGGAUGAAGAGUUUAUGUUGGACAACUUUGUGACCUUCUUUAUCGCAGGCCAGGAGACCACCGCCAAUCAACUCGCCUUUUGUAUCAUGGAACUGGGACGACACCCGGAUAUUUUAGAGAAAGCGAAGAAAGAGGUGGAUGAAGUCAUUGGAAUGAAGAGAGAAAUAAGCUACGACGACCUGGGAAACCUGACGUAUCUCUCACAGGUGCUGAAAGAGACGCUCAGACUGUACCCCACUGCCCCUGGGACGUCCCGUGAUCUGAAUAAAGACAUGGUGAUAGGAGGCAUCAAUGUCCCAGCAGGAGUGACAAUUAUGUUCAGCAGCUACACUGGUGGUCGGUUGGAGAAAUUCUUCAAAGAUCCACUGAAGUUUGACCCAGACAGAUUUCAUCCUGAUGCUCCCAAGCCUUACUACUGCUACUACCCCUUUGCACUCGGCCCUCGCUCGUGUCUUGGCCAAAACUUUGCUCAGAUAGAAGCCAAGGUGGUGAUGGCCAAACUGCUCCAGAGGUUUGAUUUCACGCUGGUCCCAGGACAGAGUUUUGACAUAAAAGACACAGGGACGCUCAGACCAAAGAGUGGAGUCCUGUGCACCAUCAAACACAGACACCAUGAAUGAACAGCACUAAACAUUAUAAGAACGCUACAGUACAUGUUAUUGUCUUCACUUCAGCAUUUACAUCCAGUGUUGGGAAGUAACUGAAUACAUAUACUGAAAAUACGUGUUCGGAAUACUCACUUUGAGUAUUUUGAGCGACUGUGUUCUGAUACAGUUAUCUGAGGUGGGGACGUGCAGGUCUUGACUUGGACUUGAGUCACUUAACAUAUGCUGUAAAUUACAGGAAGUCCAAAGUUCUAUUUUAGACAAAAAGCAUGGAUUCUGUUGUUUGUACUGAACAAAAUUCAGCACAAAUCUGUAUCGAAAUCAGUACAUUUGAAGCUUUAAUAAACCUCAAAAUCUACAUGAAAUACUUGUACUUGUUAGUUAGUUUACUUGAGUAUUUCUUUGCUCUGGUAUCUGUACUUUUACAUAAGUCACUUCUUCCAGCACUGUUCAUUCAUCCUCAUUGUGCUAUUCUCAAAGCAACCACAAGAGGGUAGUAUUGUCUUACUUUUCACAUCUUUAUUAGUCCAGGUUUUCUGUGGUUCAUAACAGACCGCAAAUGACCACAACUUUUAUUCACUUAACUUUUGUUUCCUUUAAUAUUAAAUUGCAUUGUAAUUAUUAUUAUUUUUUUUAUUGCAUCUCCCUACAAUUCCAACAAAUGCAUUUUCAGAUGUAAUGCAAUGCAGCAUAUUCACAAAUUACUUUUCCAUGUACUCUCUUUGUCUAAUUUAAAGGUGCACUGCAUAACUUUUCAGAUUGGUGAUCCACUACCAUGGAGAUGUUAUUGUUUACCUAUAAAAUUCCACAAUAUGGCAUUAAACUUUGGCAUUUA
Molecule: messenger RNA, 2575 nt
Organism: Boleophthalmus pectinirostris (great blue-spotted mudskipper)
Lineage: Eukaryota; Metazoa; Chordata; Actinopteri; Gobiiformes; Gobiidae
Product: cholesterol 24-hydroxylase-like
Exons: 15
Coding region: 235-1755 (506 amino acids)
Biological process (GO): cholesterol catabolic process
Molecular function (GO): cholesterol 24-hydroxylase activity; iron ion binding; heme binding
Source: RefSeq, a predicted model, not a curated record